Topomyia yanbarensis is the source of this 2887-nucleotide messenger RNA. RefSeq lists its product as uncharacterized. NCBI's taxonomy places the organism in Eukaryota, Metazoa, Arthropoda, Insecta, Diptera, Culicidae. The coding region runs from base 229 to 1542 and encodes 437 amino acids. The record is from RefSeq and is a predicted model, not a curated record. The transcript is spliced from 4 exons.
UCCCUUCUAAACGUAAAGCUGCUACCGUUGGCCGAUUCGUGUAACCUCAAUUACUAUCUGGAGCAAGAUUAAAUAGUGUGCUCUACUGACCUAGAACAUCGCGGGUGAUCACGGGCAACGAUAGCUGUUGAGCGGUGAAAGCAGAAUGCAGUGAUAGUUUAUUCUCCAAUGAACUUAAGGCAUUACAUUGUUGUACAUUAGAAAAAAAAACGUGUUCAGUUCGAAACAAUGAAGAAAGUGACAGAAAACAGUGCAUUUUCCGACGGUGCUGAGGAAGGUUGCUGCCAGGAGCGUCGCGAAGGGGUGGAAAAACUUCUAAAACUGUCGGAGAAUGACGCCCAGCUCACGGUGGACAGCAUCGAAUGUCUGCCCGGAAGCCAGCAAGGUGACAACUACAUGUCCAUCAUCAAGCGCAUUCUAGUGCGCGGAAAACGACGAAAGUGGAACGUGAAAAGCAAAGAAUUUUUCGUGUCGCUGAUCUACAAACGGCAGAUUGCAAGCCUCCAGCGGAGGAAACUAUUUCGAGCGGAUGAGGCAUUUGCGAAUGAAAUCAACGCCUACACGCAGCUGGUGCCGGUGCUGAGAAAAUUCUCCCGUGACCGGCUUCCCUUUCCGUCCUGUAUCUACGCUGGAACUGACGCCGAGGGGGAUCUGAUCGUGCUGCAGGAUUUGUGGCGCAGCGGGUAUCGCAUGGAAGAUCGCCGGAAGAGUCUUAGCUACCGGCAGUGUCGGACGGUUGUCAGGGAACUGGCCAACUUCCAUGCCGUUUCGCUUGCGAUGAAACAAGUCCAACCGGUACUGUUCCAUAGGAUGAAGGAAAAGGUGACAGAAAUCGUGUACAACGAUGAGGCUGCCGAGUUCUAUACACAUUCCCUGGAGACAUCCCUGCGAGGGACGCUGGAUAGUUUACACUACAGCAACAAAAACGGUAACCUGGAUGUUCCGAUUAAAGCGAUCGAGCGGUUAAGUGGUCGACUGUACAACAUCAUGUCGAGCAUGGUUCGCAACAGUCAAGAACCUUGGAAUGUGCUUUGCCACGGAGAUACCUGGGUCAACAACCUGAUGUUCAACGGUAGUCAAGAUCGUGUUAAGCUUAUCGAUCUGCAGACGAUGCGAUACACCUCUCCGGUCAUUGACAUAAUACAUCUUCUUUAUACUAGUGCCGGUUCCGAUUUACGAGUUAACUUCACUGACGAGCUGAUACGAAGCUACCAGGAAUCGUUGAUAGAUGCCCUACGAAUGUAUGUGCCUGAUCAUAAACGAUUUGUCCUGCCCACACUGGAAGCAACAUUCAGCUACGAAAAUGUUCGCGCCGAAUAUUACUCCCGAAUGUUGUAUGGAUUAGGUAUUGCCAUGUGGUUGCUACCUGCGGUAACCUUCCAUCCGGAUCACAUUCCCGACCUUGACACGGUCACCAUGAACGAUUUCAAGACCAAAAAUCAUGAGAAAACCAUUGCCCAAAUGCUGUCACCGGAUUACCACACCCGAAUGAGAGACACUGUGUUGGAAUUCUACGAAAAUGGAUUCCUGAAUAACAUUUAACAAGUUUGGUUUUGUUGUCACAAUCAACAGAUAGAAGUAUUACAUCAGGAAUUAAUUUCUCGAUUAUCAUUCCAAAAAUAUUAUUCUCAAAUAAUCCAAAUGAACAAUAGUUACCAAAAUGUAGUUCCAUUUGUGGGAUGUAAAGUUAUGUAAAAAAUUAUAUUUCAGCCCUAAACUGUUGGCUGCACCCAACAAUAGCUAGUCAAUAUUGGUAUCACGUUCGUUCAAUCAAAUUAGCAAAAAAAUACACCGUUAUAAUUUAAUCAAAGUAGGAAAUCUGAACCAACUUCAGAUAAGUCAAAACAAUAUGUUCAAUACAAGCAGUAACGCCUUUGGAUUCUGCAAUACAAAACAGGCAUUCAGUCAUUGGUAGCCAUAUCAUCGUUAUCACAACAAUCACUCGCUAGGAUUUAGUUAACCAAGCAAUAACAAAUAUAUAGAACAAGAGACCGCAACGAUCCAAUGCCUUACAUAAUUUUAAACUAGAAGAUAGCAAUCUCACGCGGAAGAAUUGUCGGCUGACUUGAAGUGUAAUCACAACUGUUCGAAAGCGUCACGAAUCGAUUACUAUAAUACCACUUUUUUCCUGUUCAUGUAACACCAAGACGAAUCCUCACUCACAAACGGAAAAUAAAGGAUCAUGCAUUGCCAACAAUUUACCCCACUUCCCUCUAUGUUACUAUUUAUCGCAAUUUAAUUUAUCCUUGCCCCUGGUAUAGAUAAGAACGAUACAAAUUAAUUGUUCUAUUAUUUUAGCUCAUAAAAUAUCACAUUUUUCCAUACCCCAUCCACACCAUCUUAGAUUUCCACUUUGAACUGUGGUAGUGACAGGAAAGGAUUCGCAGUAACCGUGUAUUAUGACGCGAGGGCACGCCAAGUCAAUCGCCUGAAGUUCAACGUAAUGAAUAACCCCGGCAAUGUGUAGUCUUCGGUGUAUAGGGAAGGAGCAGCAGCUUAUUUGCACUACUCUAAUCAAAUAUUGUAGUGACUAGUAAGGAAGUACAUAGUUGAUAGGAGAGUGCUGACCGUGGGUGUUUACACGAUAGUACCGAACAGAAAUGGUGUUACAGUAACAGUCGUCAGAGAGAGAGAAAGAGAGAAAGAAAAUUUGCAUCCAAUACUACUCGUGAAUAUGCUAGCAUGAAGAAAAAUGAAAGUGUUUCGUUGUUCGUUUUUCUAUGGCCAUUAUAGAUGCAAGCCUGUUAAUGUUCAUUAUGUUAAUAAGUUUACGAUUUCAAUUUUUCCACAUCUUAAAACAGAAUAUGGAAAAAAAAAAACUGAUUCAAACAUACAUACUACGUACUAGCUUAUAGCAAACGAAUAAAAUAUUAUUUACCAAAUCGAA